Letharia lupina is the source of this 1308-nucleotide messenger RNA. RefSeq lists its product as uncharacterized. Gene Ontology annotation, molecular function: oxidoreductase activity, acting on paired donors, with incorporation or reduction of molecular oxygen; iron ion binding; heme binding. NCBI's taxonomy places the organism in Eukaryota, Fungi, Ascomycota, Lecanoromycetes, Lecanorales, Parmeliaceae. The coding region runs from base 1 to 1308 and encodes 435 amino acids. The record is from RefSeq and is a predicted model, not a curated record. The transcript has 6 exons.
AUGGUCUCGGUUGGCGACCCGGCCGAGAUCCCAAAUCUAUAUAGCUUCACUGGAAAGUUCACCAAGUCUGACUUCUACCAUGUCAUCGUAUUCUACGCCAAAGGCAAACCAGUACAAACCAUCUUCACGACACAGGACGAGAAUUUGCACCGAAUGCUCAAAAGACCAAUUGCGGGCAUCUACACGAUGAGCAAUCUCAUGUCCUUUGAGCCCUACGUUGACACGACCAUUUCCUUCUUCUUCGCCCAGCUAGACAAGCGCUUCGCGCAAACUGGAGACAUCUGUAACUUAGGCACCUGGUUGCAGAUGUUUGCAUUCGACGUCAUGGGCGAGCUUACCUUCUCAAAGCGCUUGGGCUUCCUGGAGAGAGCGGAAGAUGUCGAUGGGAUCAUGGAAUCGAUUUGGCAUUACUUCCAAAAGACGACCCCCGUCACGCAGAUCCCUUGGGUUGACCGCCUCUGGGCAAAAAACCCCAUCUUCCAACGCCUAAAGGCCGUCCGCAUGAACCCCAUCGCCGGAUUUGGGCUCGCGCGCAUUGCAGAACGUAAAAGCGCGCCGGACACCUCUGACAACAAGGAGUCCUCGACCAACUCUCGGGAUUUCCUCUCGCGCUUCCUCGAAGCCCAAGCCAAAGACAAGACCAUCCCGCCCUGGGCCCUCACAGCGUGGACAACCUCCAACAUAGCCGCCGGCAGCGACACAACCGCCAUCCUCCUCCGCACCACGAUCUAUAGCCUCCUCUCCCACCCCGCUACCCUUUCCCGCCUCCUCUCCGAGCUCGACUCCCUCCCGCCUUCCUCAGUCAGGACUUCUACCACGUUCAAACAAGCGCGCUCACUCCCCUACCUCGACGCGUGCAUCAAAGAAGCUGGACGUCUGCACCCGCCUUUUGGGUUGCCGCUGGAACGCGUCGUGCCACCUGAGGGUGCGACAGUGUGUAGGCAAAGAUUUACGGGCGGGACGGUGGUCGGGAUGAGUCCAUGGGUAGUGCAUCGGGAUCAGGAUGUUUUCGGCGAAGAUGCUGGGGUCUGGAGGCCGGAAAGGUGGCUAGAUUGUGAUAACGAACAGCGCCGAAGAAUGGAGGCGGGCUUGCUUACUUUCGGAGCCGGCCACCGCGCCUGCAUCGGCAAGAACAUCUCUUAUCUCGAAGUAUACAAGUUGAUACCCUCUCUGCUUAGAACCUACGAGAUCGCCUUUGCUGAACCUGGAUGCCCGGGGUGGCGUGUGGAGAAUAGGUGGUUUGUGAACCAGACUGGGUUGAAUGUGAGAUUAAAGAGACGGGAUGAUGGGGAGGGGAAGAAGGCGUGA